AUGGAGAACAAGAGCUGCAAAGGGGACAGCCUGCGGCCACCUGUCCAAUGCAAACACUCUGUAGAGAAGAAGACGAUGACUAACCCCACCACGGUGAUUGAAAUCUACCCAGACACCACCGAGGUGAAUGAUUACUAUCUCUGGUCCAUCUUCAACUUUGUAUACCUCAAUUUCUGCUGUCUGGGAUUCAUUGCCUUGGCAUAUUCUCUGAAAGUAAGUACCGAUCUUAGCCCUUUUUAGUGAGGCUCUCUGGGGCCAUAGCUGGAGAAAGUCUGUGCCCCUCCACCUGGGCUCGUUAUAGUGAAGCUGAUUUACUGCAGCUCUCUGAUGAGAACUGCUCUUUCUUGCAUGUUAUCAGGCGUAAUGUGUUGGGUUCAGGAGAAGUACUUUCUCUCUAGGGGGGCAUGAAUAUUUUGGUUUGUGGGGCACAAAUGUUUUGGCUGUGGAGCAUGAAUAUUUUGGUUUGUGAAUGGCAUCCAACAGAAUAAAGAAAAGGAGCAUUCUAAUAACCUGCAGGCAUUCAUAGGAAUCUGGAUGGGUAAGAUGAGAAGAAUCAGCCAUUAUAGAUCUGAAUUGGCUUUGGCUGUUGCUGAAGAUUUGUGAUUAUCUCUCUUCCGAUUUCAUGGUUAAUAAGGUUGGCAAAUGAGUUUUACAACUGGCAGACAAAGAGCUAGCUGGGGGAGAAAUGUAAUUAAAAGUAUUUUGGUGAGUUAGGGAUUCUUUCGUGCCAUUGCCAUCCCUACCAUCACCAUCCAUCAUUGUGUCAUUUUCUACAUUACUUGUAAUGCCCUUCAUGAAUAGUAUUGGAUUAUUCUUUACAACAGUCUUAUGAGGUAGGUUAUUAAUAUCCCUCCUUUUUUGUAGAAGAUAAUCUGAGAUUGAGAAAUUGUGGCUUUCUCUGGCUUUCCAGUGAAUCUAUGACUGACUAGGGAUUUUAACACAGUGCUAACAGGACUGUACUAACACUCAUAUUCCAUGAAGCAUUAUCCGUUCAUGCAGGACUUUUUAAACUUUAAUACAGCUUUUACUGAAUUGCUUCCCAGUUUAACAGGCUAGAAUAUUUUGGCACAGCUAGGUUUUAGAAUGUUUGCCCCUCAUGAAAGCUAGGAAUGUGGUUUGGAUUCUUCAACUAGAAGUUCUCCAAGUAGAUGCAUACUUGAAUUUGUUGCAUCACUGUUUUGUGAACAUCUGGAGUCCAACUGAUGUAGAAGCAUGUAAUAAUACUGUUGCCUGCAGUGGAGGGACGGUGAAUAUUUCUGCAAGCUGAGAAUGUGGCUUAGUUUCAGCAAAGGGUAAUCUUUGAAAACAAUAUUUUAAGAGCUCCACGGAAGAAUGCUUCAUAAGAAUCUAAUCAGAAUCAGCGGGAGUCCUUUUUACGAACUUGUGGCAUUGGCAUCUGACCCUUAGUGAGAAGCCUUUUUGUUUUGGGGAUCUGAUUGGCUCUCGAUGGAAAGGAAUUGUUUGAUGAAUGCAGCAGCUGCAAACCGGAAGACCUGAGAAACCCUUGGGAAGCAGCCUUAAGCACAGAUGAAUCGCUUGUCAGCUUCUUACUCUGCUCUUCGGGGGACCUCUAGGUCUCUUAUAACCCCUGCUGCGUUAGGCCAGCUUCUUCCUUUGGCAAGUGGGAGCAAGAAGGGGGUGAAAGAAACAGCUGCUGUUCUGCUGCUGUUUAGAAUACCCAGGCGAGGAGGAGGAAAGCAACUCAUGCUUCACUCUCCCUUGGGCCUUGUAAAUUACAAGGUCAGCAAUGGAGACCUUCUAGGAGAGCAAGAUUGCUGGCUGGAGUGGUGGAAGACAGAGGGGAUGGUACAUGUCAUAUGGGCAAGGAAGGUGGCUCUAGAAAUGGGAGCUUUGAUUUAAAAAUAAAAAAGGGAAAUCAGCAAACAUGCAGGAGAUGAUGCACUCAGGCAAUUGAGUUAAAGGGAACCUACAGCCAGUUAAAAGGCUGUAAAAGCCUUUUGGCUUGCUUGGUCAAAACAGGAAUGGAGAUGGCAGGGGUGGGAGAUGAAAUUCUGGCCAUGUAGCUUCUCUAGCUUGUGUAACCUUUUCUAAGGUAACACUACCCUCUGAGCACACCAGACCUGCUGUAAUUAUUCCUCAUAACUGCAGGGUGAAUAUGAGCCAGCUGGGCUCCAGGAUUUCACUGCUCGGUGCAGCCAACAAGCAAAUUGCGAUCAUCUAUCAAGGAAGAAUGGAUGGCGACUUCCCCUUUUACAUAUGGGGGGGAAUAGCUAUCUGGAUGUGGGGAUAAAGAAGGCCCAGGGGCUGUUGUGUAGCCUCUAAUAUAUCUGAGGUCCAGAGGGGAAUAUAACGGAUGUGUUUUGGCAGACAGCAUUUACACUAUUCAGAGGGAUUUCAUCACAGAAAUAGAUCAAUUAAUUGCAUAUAACUCCAGCGACCGUGAAUUCCACAAGAGAGCAAUAGGGUUGUUUCCAAGCUAGCUGCACCCUCAGUCUCUUUGGUUUUACAAGCUGGCCACCAAAUACCUGGCUUUGCUCCAACAAACUCUUGUGUCCCCCCCCCCUCCGAAAAAAAAUAUUAUUUGGGGGCUGAAUAACUUGCCUCCUUUGCUUGUGUUAUUGUAUUUCUCCAUUUCACUACAUGUGAAAUAGGGUUGCAGAUGCCUCCCUCAGUCUCAUGAAAGAGAUUUUGGGAGGUCGGAUGCAGUUAAUGGGCUGUUGUGUGCCAACAGCUCUACAAGGGCUUAGCAAUUUUUUGGCAGGCGGCUCAAAAGUUAUAUGGCUCACCCCACCCCCUUCAAAACAUGGCUUCAAAACUUUGAGAGCAGAGUCUCCUUUAGAAAUGGGAAGAAGGUCAUUCUGCUCACAAAGUCCCCCUUUAAUCCUCAAGCUGUAGGGUGGGUUGCAGGGGAUUUUUGGUACCGUUAUCUGCCUUCCUCACAAGCGUCUUUCAAGAUGGGAAAGAAUGUCAGAGCAAACAGGCCGUGGCUGUUCUGUGUUAACUUUGGGCAAAGGCAAGACAAUGUAGCACAACAGGCCGGCCUUCUGUGUAUCUCAGUGUAGCAUUUGUGUGUGGGGGGGGGGAAUCACAUUUCAAGCUCUCAUUGUAAAAGAGAAAAGUUUGAAAAAUGUGCAGAUCAAAAUGCACUAAAAUUUUUGUAGCCAUGGGAGUAGAAAGGUGAAGAUUGAAUUUGACCUCAGUUUUGUGUGCCAAGCUUCUGGGCCAUACUCAGACUUCCUUCAAAGCUGCUAGGCUCUUAUUCUCUAUCCUUCCUUCAAUCACCAUGGCUCAAGCCUUAGUUUCUUCCUUGUCCUGUCCUGCCAUGGCUCUUAUCAAAGUAUCCCAUGUUCUGUUGAAACCCAAAUUGUAUAUAUCUUACUAAUUUUCAAACAAUAGGGCAUAUCUCCACAGGUGGCACCUUGGUUUUUCACUUUCUAGCUCUUGUGUAUUUGACCUUCUCAUUCCUCAUUGUACCUUAUUUAGUCCUCAUUGGUUUUCUGCCCAUCCAGCAUGUCUUUGGUUCAGUGCUUCAGGAGUAAUCUGCCUGCAAACAGGACUAACAUGCCAGGGCCGUCAGAGGGCCAGCUGACCAGACCUGGAGCAAAAGGAAUGUUCUCUGCUCCAAGGUGCCCAAUGUCAGUUGCUGAGGUUGGAAGCUGAAGCCUGAAGUGCAGCACAAAGAGGAUACUUUGCUAACCAGGCAAGAGUCAACUAAGUCCAAGCUCCCAUUGUUUAUGCCAGACCUGGGCAUUCCCAGAUGUGUCAUACUGCCCACUACUUCCAGGGUUGGAUGUUGCAGAUCACCACUCUCUUCCUUGAUCUGAGGUCUGAGCGCACACAGUUGCAGCCACCUGACCAAGCCAGGCUGCAGGUAGAGACCAGGCCAGGUGAUAAGGUGGGGAAUCAGGCCCUGGGGUCCCUGACACAGCACUGAUAAAUGGUCCUCCUAUGGAUUUUGGUAAAACUUCUGUGAACACUUCUGCUUUUAAGCAAACUUCCAAGUGAGCAAGAACAGGGAAAAUACAACACUAAAUAAGAACAAGCAGUAUGAAUGAUAGGGAGAGUGGUAUAAAGUAUGCCGGGCAUUAGUUAUGCGUGAGGUUCCUCAGUGACAAUCUUUGCAGCAAAUUCUUAUUGCUGGCAGUCUACCAUGUAGCUGCAUUAGCAGUACAUGCUGCCUUUUUUUUUUUUAAAGGAUCAGAAUCCAUGGGGUGCUUCUGAAGAGGUUGCAGAAGAGUGUGUGCUACCCUGGUUGUCUAUGUUUCCUUUCCUUUCCCCCCAUUUCUGAGUGCCAGCCCAAACAAAAUUAUUGUACAACAGCAUUCAAGGGAAAGGGGGAAGCCACUGAGAAUGCCUUUUUAUGUGCCCUUGUUGGUCCACCUUGGAGCAUGGAUAGUAGUGAGAUGGCAGCAUGCGGCAGCUUCUGAAGCACCUGUUGCCUAUUUUUUAUAUGGCACCAUUGCUAGGAAACCUGACCUUCACUUGUCACUGUGAUAUUAAAGAGCUGAAAUUUGACAAAUCUUCACACCCUUGCCCCAAAGGACAAGAAAAAUGAGGAAAAUCCUGAUAUUAGAUUGAUUAAGGGGAGAGGAAUCAGAGGUGCUGCCGGCAUUCAGUAGACAGCUCUUGUAGUAUGCUGAAGAUGCAUCUCUUGCCUUGGCCUUUGACACCUGAGAUGUGUGUUGUUGGGUGGCAUUAAUAACAAUAAUACAAUGGAAUAAUACAAUGCUGUGCAUGACUAUCAGCACAGGGAGAGGUUCAGCAGAGGGCACUUUGCAGCCUGACCACCUUAAACCUAGAGCUCACUGUGCCCUAGAUGGCAUCUUGUGUUUAUGCAAUGGGUUGGAGACAAAGAACAGAGAACUUGCCUGUGGAGGGCAAAGGGUCAGGGUUUGGGUUUUGACAGAAAUGUUGAAAAAGGUUUCUAAGGGAGAAACCCAGAAAUGGGUUAUUGUGGAGAUGAGUUUCUUAUUCUCUGCAAAUUCUUAUUCUCUUUGCAAAUUCUGGGACAGCCCAAACACAUUUUAGGUUUUAUUGGGAUGGCUUUUCUGUGCCCAAGAGAAAUGUCUGUGUGCAGUUCCCUCACCUCGUGGGAAGAAGAGGCCUCGGGAGAGCACGUAGCUUGAAGGGAAGAGAACACACACAGGCAAAGUUAAGACGGCCCAUGGGAUUUUGGGGUUUAAAAAACCCCUCUCGCACACACCCUGCCUUAAUGUCACAAUAGUCUUGGCACCAACAGAACGGGCGAGGCAGCAAGAGGAAUUUGGAGACUGUGAGCCACAAAACCCAAGAAGUGGCAAGGAACCUGAGGUGGAGAUGCAGAAUUUUAGGUACGGAAUGAAACUUUGGUGGCGAAUCAUACCAUUAUUUAUUAAGAUUUUUCAUUAUUAACAAUAAAUAAUAAUAAAGAAUGAAGAAGAAUUAGAAAUAAAAUUAGAACAACUUAGAAGUCAUUUGAAGUGUUAACAUAGCUAUCAAGAAGAAAAUAGGCUUAUUAAAUUGAAUGAUACAUCCCUAACUCAAAUUCUCUACACAAGUUCUCUACACAAAAGUGUGUCUUUUCAGCAGUUGCUCCACAGGCAUGGUGAUUCUCUCCCCAAAUAGGUUUUUAAAUCUUUUUUCUUUGCCAGUUUUUCUAGAGGAAAGUAAAGGCCUUUUUUUUUAUUAGCCCCCUAAGCAUUUUGGGAAUAGGGUAUUUUAGCUGCCUGUUGUUUGACACUGCUGCUUUUGUAGUUAAUCUGCUGGUACUCAUUGUUUUAAGUUAUUUUGCUGCUAGCUUCUUUUUGCAGUUCUUCUGCUUGUGGUUUAUUGCUAAUUUUAUGUUGUAUUUGGUAUGUUUUUAUUAUUACCUAAUUAACAGGAAAAAACAAGGUAGAUAGAUGAUGACUGUUGUGACGACAGUGACAACGGCAUUAAUGAUAAACUAUUUUAACUAAUUAAAAAGGUGGGACUUGAGUCUGAUGCACACUUGAGAGGUUGCAAAACCUGCACCAUGCACUGGGAUGAGCAGUUUUUGAGGUAAGGCGGGGUAGGGGGCUCCGUGUUUGCAUACUUCUCCCAUAGAAGUCAGUGGCAGCUAUUGACUUCUAUGUGGAAGAAAAGAAACAAAUUCUGGUCAAUAAAACUGGGGUCAGGUGCCAUAGAAUCCACCCUUGAAAGCAGAGAGUGAAGGUAACGGUGGAACUUAAUAGAACUGUUGCCCAGCCUCUCUACAGUGCAUCUCUGUGCAGAGGGUGCUGAGAUGAACUGUCCCUCAUAGUAGCUCAGUAAACAUGUACUUUCGCUUCAGAAUAAAGCCUCCCUCACACAUUAAGUCAUGUUAAGGGAAUCCACCCACUGAGGUGCCUCUGACCCAACCCCAACAUAGAGCAGCUGCUAAUCUCCAUGUACCCCAGCAAUAUGGCCUUUUGUUAUAAAUCUGUAUACAUCUGUGUCCCUUGAGAGAUAGCUCAGCCGGUAGAGCAUGAGACUCUUAAUCACAGGGUCAUGGGUUCAAGCCCCACAUUGGGCGAAAGAUUCCUGUGUUUCCAACUCUGCAAUUCUAUGAUGAUUCAAUGAUCUUUAAAAAUGUCGGUAUUCUCGAAACAUUUGAUUAGGGAAAUGUAAAAGUACUUUUCAUUUCUGUUAUUUUCAGAAUGGUAUAAUACAUCUUAAAUCGAGUUGGUAGUCAUUGGGUUGGUUUGCAUUUGAUGCCAAAUCAUGGUCUGGCUACCUUCAGGUUGCACACUCCUUCUGAUUCUCCCCCCACCCAUGCUCCUCUCAUCUGUACCAAUUUUCCCCACCCCUGGAUCCAACUGGGCUGACUGUGGUUAAUCUGCAAGUCAGAAUUAGAAACUUCAGGUGUCAUCAGUGCUGCAGAUGGGAUGAUUGUAGAUACUUUAAGCGUAUCUGCAGCGCCCCCACCCCCAAGAAUUACUGCUCCUUUUUGCAGAUCAUGAGCUGCGAAAUUGGAGACACCAUUUUGGUUUCAGACCUAGUGAGACAUACAUUUGGAUAAACAAUAGUGUUCCAUUAAAGCAGACAUGUCAAUUAGAAGUCCUAAGAGGUGGUAGUAAAAAUAGUGAAGGGUAACUUAUUACUCUGUGUAGACAAGCAUUAAAUGAGCCUUGAGCCCAAUUCAAUCAUCUCUGGAGCCUGUUAUAUUUCACAAAGUUUUCUGCUUUGUGUUAUGGCAAGGUGCUUUAGAAACAAUUAUUUUGUUUUGCUGAUGUAUCCUUUUAAGGAUAAUUGCAUACAAGAUUUAAAAGACCUUUGACAGAAGUUGGGAAUCCUCUGAUAAUAUUGCCAAAUUCAAUAGGCUGGAUUCAACUUACUAGUGGAAACCUGUGCAGGAACUUCUGCUAUGGCAAUGGGGCUUUCCUGCCCUUGAGCCCACUCCCCAAUUAGCUCUGGGACAUCUUGGAGAGAAGAAAAGGCUAAGGAGUAAACCCUACACAAAUUUGGAGUGGAGUCCCUAGGACGGUUGCCUUGUACGCCUCCUUCUGGCAACUCCUGCAGCCAAGCUGGUGCCAAAUGUAGUGCUCUGCUUUCCUUUGGGUCACAUCACCGAGGCCUGGACAGCCCAGCACCUCCAUACACACUGCUCAGGCUUGUGCCGCAGGAAGGACCCCAGUGCUUCUAACACAGCAAAAACAAUGCAGGAGGCAGCAUUUACCAGUCUCUGCAGCUACAGCAGGCAUUGUGAUUCUCCACUGGUUUGACUUCACCCCUGGAGGUGCACUCCAUUGUCAACUGGUGUGUCUCAGUGGGAGCUAAGAUGACCAAGGAAGGCAUAGGUGAUGGGCAGAAAUUACUUAGUCUUCUUCCUCCAACUAUAGCAGGAAGAGAAGUGAUUAAACUAGUGUCUGUGAAAAAUAAAAUAAAAUUAUGAGACUUAAAGUUUUGAGCCAGGCAGAUCAGAAGACAGAAAAUUGAACUGGAGAUCUGUAACAUCUCAGGAUGCAGCCUGUUCCACUGAAGCUGAUGUGGAGACAGAUGAAUGUUGAGUGUCUGUUGGAGUUGUUAAGCAGAACUCUUCCAUCUAUGCUCACCAUGUAUAGCUGAAAAUAGAUGCAAACAUUACAAAAUGUCUUAAGCCCCAGCGACUUCAUGCCAAAGAAACACAAACCUGGGUAACUGCUUGCACCUGAAAUUUCGCAUCGCUCAGAGAACUGGGACAUUGGGGCAAGUGCAGCAAUUUAAUCUGAAGUCAAUGAAAAAGUUGCAUGCUGAAUACACAGUGCAAAUAAUGUAUUGGCAAUUUGUUCAUCUUUAAAUUUAAAUGCCUGGUUAAUUAAAGGAAUAAGUCUGUACAUUGAAACAGGCAGCAAAGGGUUGACGUUGGGUUAGAAAGGAAAGUUUUCUUUAGAAGAUUCUUGUAGCAUAGGUCUUGGAAUAGCUUGUUUUCAUCCUUCACCCCAAUUUAUUUAUUGUUUUAAUAAAAUGGACUCUUGUGCACCAUAACAGUAGUUUGAAGAAUGCUUUCAUCUAUGGGCAAAGAGUUAAGCCAGAUAUUCUGAAAUCUACAGCCCAAUAACUACAAAUGUCAGCAUGAGCUAGACUUGUUCAUUUAGGAGAGAGAGAAAAUCCUUAACAGGUGUCUUGGAUGAUGUGUAGUUUUCCAAUUCUUACAGUCCUUAUAACCUCUCAUUUCCUCAGGUUUAUAAUCUAGGCUUUGAAGAAGAGCUAGCCAGUCAAAAGCUCCAUAAAAAUUUCAUGCAGAAGAUGCAGAAGUGCUUAGUGCAGGCUUCAGUAAAGAUGGAAGGUUGAAGGAGGUACUCCAUACUUUGCAGGAUCAGAGCCAUGCUUACUGCAUGUAAAUGUCAUUUGGAUGUAAACCUUAGUGGUAAAAUAAAUGUUUGGAAUCCUCCAGAGGGAUAUAGAUAGAAGUCUGUUUACCAAAAGUACUCAGAAUCUAUAGCUCCCAUUGACUCUUUCAGAACAGAGCAAUUCUAAAGAUCCAAGAAAAUGGCUAAAACUAAGGAAAGAGAAACAAGCUGAUCAUUAAGGUAGUGUUGAUGUCUGUCAGUCCAUGGAACCGCUGGUGUUUGUUAUAACAGAGAAAUAAAUGAAAUAACCUGCCUUGUGCACUGAUAAGAGCAAUAUAAGGAAUGUCAGCAGGAGCAUGUGGUGGGCUAGACAGUUUCUGUAUCUUCAUAGCUCUCACUGCCAGAAGGGACUAUUAUGGUCAAUUAUUUUGACCUUCUGCAUGGCACAGGUCAGAAGAUUUUCUGUCAGUAAUUCCUGUAGCAAGCCCAUAGGGCUCUUCUCUCUCUUACAGCUCUGAUUUUAUAGCAGGGAAGAGAUGGAGAGAAAUGGAAAAAAUGCAAGCACAACAUUUUUCAAAGGCACAGAAAGAGAGUGACAAAGGAGGCAGUGCCCAUUGCAUUUGUGGCUUAUGCACAGGGGUCUGUGGAAUAGAUAGAGGCAGAGUGUAUAGCAAAAUGAGCACUUUGCUGAGUGAUGAACGUGUUUCAGAUUUCUGCUCCAUCCUUUUCUCUCAUGGAGGGCAGCCUGAAAAACUAAAGUGUCUAUUUAUAUAUUGUUGGAAUGUAUCCACUCCCUCCUUUUCUACUGUGCUAGAGUACAGUCCAGUUUUUCAAAGUCUUGCAAUGCUCCCACUGCCCUAAUCCUAUUCAGGCACUUGCUUCCUAUCUUAAAUCAACAUGUGAUGGGAGAGAAUGGGGAUAAAGUGCACCAACUCUGUCCUGCGGUAGUUAUUGGCAGGACUGUGCUGCUUACCUGACCCCCUCUCACUGUCAUCACUGUGAUGUACCAGGAAGGGUGAGGAGCAAGGUAGUGAUGAGUUCAGCAUGGUGCAAGCACACCAACAGCAGCACCAGAUAGAUUCCAUAAGUGCAUACGCAUAAUGCCCAUCUCAAAGCCACCUUACUUCUUCCCUUCAUGAAAUGCCGCAGUGACAGCAGUGAUCAGGGGUCAGGCAAGCAUCUCUACCUUGCCCUGAUGACUACCACUGCUGCCCUGGUCACCCUCCAGAAGCUGGAAGGUGAUUGUCUGCAACAGGGAGCCUGCUGUGCUCAUGUAAGUGCCGCACACAAUGUUAAACCCUGACAGUCUCCUUCUGACUCAUAGAGGAUGGUGGGGAUGGGGACAGGGAAAGCAGAGUUCAAUGAAUGCCUAAAUAUGGAUCCUGACUGUGCAUAAUACUCGCUGGACUUGCUUGCAGAAUAAGUUGCAAUAGAUAGUAAGUUAAAUGGUGACUGAGGUGUGCACUGUUUGCAUUGAAAUGCCCUUAGGCAUCCUAAUGAUAAGACAGGAUGAGAAGUGCAGAAUGGAUACAUAGCUAAAUUGCCCCCUAGCUGCUAAGCAUUUCAUAAAUCAAAGCCAGCCUCCUGAAUUGUGUCUGGGAUCCCAUAGAGAAACAGUGCAAGUUCUCACUGGUGUAAUAUGCUCCUGCUGCCUAGUUUCAUCAAGGGAUGGCUUCGCUCUGCAGCAGUUAGAGCUCUCUGACGAUUAUCAAGGGCAGCCGUGUGCUGAGUGUAUUACAUUGUACUGUGGCAAAGAGAAGGUAUGAACCGUGUCACCAGAUCUAUAUCCAGCUUUCUUACCAGGUGGACCUGGUGAAAAGCAUGUCUGACCACUGCUAUAGGUUAACCCUCCAGACUGAGCAACAGGCCUAGGAGCACCCCAGCACUACAGCCUUGAAUGACAAUAUGAAAUCUUCACUACUGUCUCUUUUUCCCCUCCAUGGGGGGCGGGGGGAAGCUUGCAUACUUCUAGACCAGUAGAAGGUUAUCUAAAUCAAAAACAACAGCUACGACUACAUCUUAUUUUUUAUCUUUUGGGAAACCUGACAGUGGUAUUGAAAAGUGGAAGCAUUGUCCCAAUUUACUAUAGACCAUCCUAAGACUGAUUUAACUAAAUUUCAAGUGACAGCUUGCGUGUGGGAAUCACGGAUUGAUCACUACAGAUAACAGCUUUUCAUUUCGUGUGAUUUCAUCUCAAACACAAUACGUUUCAAUGACCACAGUUCAGCUGAGAUUAAUCAAAAGUUGAUUAAAGUGGAAUAAAGUGAUAAGAAACUGCAUAAGUGGAGAUCAAGUGCUGUGCAUGGCUAUUUACUUGACACAGCCCCUGGUGUUGUGUAAGCUCGGGCAAUGUAUAUUAAUUGAGAAGUAGUUUACUCCAGACAGUACUCAGACCACAACAGCAAUUUCUGUGAAGAACUUUGGCCUAUUAACAUCACUGGGGCUACAUGUUUGCUCAAGCAAAAUUAAUUGGGGCCUCAGUUGCGAAUACAACUAGAGGCUGUCUCUUGAAGAAGAAGAAACCUGUUUUGUGUUAAUGUAAGUUCAGAGUAUUGUACCUGAGAGGUAGCCAACAUGCCGAAGGCUAUAAGAUCCCCAGAGUUUGCUCUUGGAACUUUAAAUAAUUUAUGAACUUAAAAUAAAUUUAAAAAAAAUAAAAUGAUGUUGAAUAGCUAAAAUAUUGCCUUAAAUAGGCUCUAAAGUAUAGGACAUUAAGUUCAACAGGUUCCUAAGACCCCAGUCCUGGGAGCUGCCUUUGCAUCAGCACAGCAGCAACAUAUGGGAUGAGGUUUAAGAGUGCCGGGGCCAGAGAAAUGAUAUAUGAUGGCAGCCUUUACCUUCAUAUCCUGAGCAGCUCCAGGCUGGAUUUUUGUCCUAAACCUGCAGUUUUAUAAGAUUUUUGGAUGGGGUGGUGGUGGUGGUAUGUGGUACAAAAGCACAGAGGUCCCCUGUUGUUUGUCAACACUAAGAGGUUAGAUAUAUUUUUAAAGCCCCAAUCCUGGAUUUUUUAGGAAGAAGGUUCUUACUUAGCUUUCUCCCAAAGUGAUAUAAUUCCAUGUAAUAUGAUGCUGAUGGUCAUGUAUUUCAGCUUUCAGUGAAAGGGUUUUGCUGAUGGUCGGGAUCUGCCUCCUGAAGACCAGAAAGUAGUCCCCCCCCCCCAGGUCUGCUUGAGUUGCAGCUCUAUGGGAGGGUAUUGGUGGAGCAUGGAGUACUGCUUUUCCCUGCAGUAUUUGUUUUGCCUUGCCUGUGCAAGCCAUAUGAAGCUGCUUGCUUAAACAUGCACCUUUCUUCAUGCAUCUGGUUCUGACUGCAUGAUGGUAGAUAAUUUCGUCGGUUACAUAGUUUGAGAUAUAUGGGACAGUUGGGUUCUCCUAUGGGUUUUUUGGUUGCUUCCACUAUUAUAGGUCCAUUCAGGGCCAAAGUAAACUUGACAUUAAAUUCAUUAAAUUUCAAGUGCAAAUAAUAGCUUCAGAGCAGAGAGAUUUUCUUUACGACUGCAAGAAAGAAGGAGAUGGUUCAGUUCCUCCUCACUGCCUGCCACAAUCUUGAUAAUAAGGUUUAGGGAAGCUUUUAAUGUUUGAUGUAUUUCAGUAUUUUAAUACACCACCUCCCAGUAAUGAUCCACAUGGUAAUUUGCAGCACACACAACUUGCCACAUAAAUUGGCAGCAUGGAGAGCAAUUUAAAACAGCCCCCAUGUCUCAGCCCCCAGCAGGGACUGGGGUCUGAGUGCUAUGCCUUAUGCCAUUGGGAUCUCAGAAGAACCCUUAAGUGAUCCAGUGCAAGGACCAGAGGCAUUGACCAGGCAAAUCACAAAUUCCUUGAUCUAACUAACAGUCCUGCAAUCACCCUAUCAUUUUGACCUCUAAUGCCGCUGUCCAUGGUAGUGGCUGCAAAUCUUUUGACUCUGAUCAGCACUGAUCCGCCAACACUCUUCAGGGACAAUCACAAAAAUCAAGGAGUCAGUGUGGGUACCAUGUAGCAGGAAAAUGCACAGAACUUUGUGAAAUAUAAGCCCCCUGCAUGCCUACAAAAACCCCACGGGUCCCAAACUGGAAGAAAAUUAGGAGAAAGGGCUGAGGAGUCUAUCAUCAGCUGAUGGGCAGAGAUAUAAGUCACAAUGGGCCUUGAAAUCAGAGACUGGUAGUUGGAGGGUAAUGAAUUAUGAGAGCAAGCCAAGAGAGGAUUUUGAAAGAGUAAACGAGUAAGCGGUCUACAUGGAUUCAUCUUGAAGAGCAGGAGAGACAAAUGAGUUUUAACACAUAAUUUCUGGGUAUAUUUCAGAAAAGAGGGAAGUUUGGUUAUUUGCACAGCAAGCUAGCAUUUAGAACACUAAUUGCAACAGAGCUCUAAGAUCUAUUCUGUGUACGGGGGGAAGCUAUUUCCACCUGGUGUUUCUUAUGUUGGUGAAUUUCAGUAAAUACAUAUGUGGCUAUUCCCAUGCCUUUAAUAAACAGAAGCAAUGGUGUAUUCCUACCAUUUCAGACUAGUACUCUGUGUAACACAGACCUAGCCUGUGGCAUUCAUUUGCACAGUAUGUAGCAAUGAGGACAACUACAGAUAACGUUAAAAGUGCAUUGGGUGAAUUUAUGGAGUAUAAGCCCUAUCAGUAGUUUCUAAGCUAACACUAAAAGCAGAAGCUCCACAUUUAGAGGUAGUUCACUUCUGAUCAACAGAUGAGAGAUAAAUGGAGAUGACUAUCUUUAUCAUGUCCUGCUUGUGAGCUUUGCAUAGGUAUCUUGAGCAAUCACCCUUGAAGACAAAAUGCUGGAAAAUAGGCUUGUCCUGAUCCAGCAAGGUCAUUCUUAUGUGUUUUCUACCCUUUCCCUACCUGCAUGUAUAUGCAGAUUGGAGUUCUAACACAUUGUUUGUACAAGUCAUGGAAACAGGGAGAUAUGGGGAGGGGCUUGGCUUGGCUUCUAUAACAUUUGUCUCUUCUUUUUCAGCAGACUAGUUUUAAACUUCCUUUUUGGCACUAAAGCAUUGAACUGGAAGCGAGUGAGGCUCUCAUACAGAUGUGCCUUUGCAUUUUAAGUAGGAUGUAAAUUCAUCAAAUGAGAUUUGAUAGUUUUAUUCUGCUUGCUGAUCUCUUGAAAACCUCACACCAAAGGCUGCAUAAUGGAAACUGGAUCCCCAGAGGUUUUACUUUAAUUUAUUUAAUAAAUGGCACCUUUUCAGAAAGUCUGGGUCUAGUUUUGAAUUCUGUGCACUUUACCACAAUCUCGUUACAAGCUCGGGGAAACAUUUGGCCUUAGGAAUCUGUGUCUCAGCUCUCCAUUCCAUUUUCAUUGCCUUAUUACAAGGACAAAUAUAUUGAGGUUUCUGUUUUUGUUUUUUUUAGGUUUGAUAAGAGUUCACCCUUAGUAGCAUAACAUUAUUUGAAGUCAUUUUGGGAAAAGGGGUGAUUAAAAGAAAACAUGCAUCUGCACUACUCUGUGCAGCACCUGCAAAUAAUAUGAGAGAGAGAGCUGCAUUUGUGCUGCAUUUAUGUCUGGGUGGAUAGGGUUAUAUCAGGUAGACAGAGUCAGUGGACAGAAGUAGUUCACUAGAGAUAAUUGAGAAUCUGUCAGCAGCCUGCCCUGUGCCCAGUUGUGGCAGCUAUUCUACUAGUAAAUGCUGCAGAAACAUUAUGUGUGCAUAACUCUCGGGACAGGAUGUCUACACUGUGCCAGGAAAACCAUGAAUCUUCCUGGUGAGAGCACAAUGCCAAGAUCUCCUUUAUCGAUCCUUAUGCAACAGCAGCUAACGGAGAGGGAAAGAACAGCAACACAAGGCUAAAUGAGAACAGGAAAAAAAGAUAGUUGCACCUUGAGAAAUGCUGCUGACCAGGAGUUCUGCAUAAUAAAAGGCACAGCUGUGAAUCUAUUAACCCCCACAUAAUCACAAACCGGCACAUCACCAGAACCACAUGGAAACCAGGGGGGGAUUUUCCUAAAUGCCUAGAAUGCCACUUAAUAGCAAGAUGUGCAUGAUUAAAAAUGCAUUCGCUCAAUAUAUAUUUACCCCCCCCCCCCCCAAAAAAAACAACAACCACAAAAUGAUCAUAACAAUAGUAUGAAGACAGGACAUCCUGGAGUGGCCAAAGGUUAAAGAAGCUUCAAAGAGGGAAUUUUACAAGGGCAGCUUUUCUCAUCGCUGCAGGACCACCUGCACUUCCAGGAAUUCCCUUUUCUAUCCAAGCAGCUAUUAAACUCACAGGAGCCUCUUCCUCCUUCGAAUCUGGUCCCCUGAGGCUGUCAUUUGCAACACCUGUCUGGUGCCUGGAAGGAAGCAUAGAUUAGCAUGCAUGAGGCCAUGGCUAGUUAAAUAGGAAUCACAAGAGGUAGCAGUGUAAUAGCAAUAGUGCAGUGCUCUGGUUCCGUGUCAGACAAAACUCAGCAGCAGAUGCUGGUGCCAGAAUUGUACUCCUAAUAUUCUUGGGGGUUGGGGAAGAAAAGAGGAUGAGAGAGACCUGUGUGAACAGCUUUGCUGUGACAGGAGGCAGCAUAUAGUUCUUUAACAUGGGUUGCCAGAAGGGCAUGUAAAAGUACGCAAGGUAUUGUCAGCUUGAUUAAAGAGUGCCUGCUUUCUCUGUUAUAAUCCCUGCUGAUACCCUGCACUAUUUCACCUAAAAGCAUUCAGUGUGGUAGAUAAUCCAUAUUAAUCUUCAAAACAAUAGGAAGUGGGGAAAGGGAGCAAUGUGAGAAAAGUGGGGGAAAGGAGGACAGGAGGGAAUGACAAAGAUACAGAUCAAAAGGAGGGAGAAAGUUCGUUCUGGUGCUCCUGGGAGAUGUACAUUCCUAGAACACUUUCAUUUAAAUGCUCCUAAUUAUCAUGAGCAUCUGCAAGUCCUAAAUGAGCUGCUCUUUUCAUUUGUUCUUUUCAGUUAUUUCAUCAAAAGUGUUGUACCCCUACAGCUCCUAGAGACUUGUGCUGAGAUUUUGUCUGCAUUUCACUGCAAAAAUCAAGCUGGCUACAGUUCUGGAAUAGCUUCAGGCCUGGCCCCCACCCACUGCCUUGACAUAGCAGUCUGACAACAGAGAAGCAGACGUUAAAGGAAAGGUAUAGAUAGAGAAUGUGGGAGAAAGAAGAACAGCAAUAGGAAGAAGAGGUGUAGAAGAUUCAGACAGAGAAUGAGACAAAGGACCUUUUCACACAAUGUGUGGCAGCAAUCCUAGGUUUGCCGCAAAGUAUAAACUGGAUGGUAAGCGGCAACCAAUUCUGGAUUUCAGAUAAGUGAAUCUCUAUGACACAUAUGUUUCCAAACACACAUAUACAUUUUUAGAUGCACAUUUUUAAAGGGUUUUUUUUAGAUCUAAAAGAAUAAAUAAAGUGCAAAGAAGCACAUAGCGCUAGAGUGUAUUAAUCAGACAGAGGCAACUCUGUGCAAACAUCUUCACUACGCAUGCAAAUCCAUUAUUCAAAUGAUGGCUUGAAUAGGUAGAAUAGCCAUCACAAACGGAACACCACAGACAGAGCUUUUAUUUUACCUGAAUCAUUAUACUUUUCAAUGGAAGGAAAUUAGCAUGUUCACCUGGAAAUCAUGUGGGUCCCCUCCAGACUAGUGUGUAUGUGUGUGGGUGUGUUUGUGGGUGUAUUCUGCAACCUAUCAGUGAUGCAAUAGCAGUCUAUUAAAGGUAAAGGUAAAGGGACCCCUGACCAUUAGGUCCAGUCGUGACCGGCUCUGGGGUUGCGGUGCUCAUCUCGCUUUAUUGGCCGAGGGAGCCGGCAUACAGCUUCCGUGUCAUGUGGCCAGCAUGACUAAGUCGCUUCUGGCGAACCAGAGCAGCACACGGAAAUGCCGUUUACCUUCCCACCCGAGCAGUACCUAUUUAACUACUUGCACUUUGACAUGCUUUCAAAUUGCUAGGUUGGCAGGAGCUGGGACAGAGCAAUGGAAGCUCACCCUGUCGUGGGGAUUCAAACCGCCAACCUUCUGAUCAGCAAGUCCUAGGCUCUGUGGUUUAACCCAAAGCUCCGCCCGCGUCCCUUAGUCUAUUAGUCUAGCAGUCUAUUAGUGGUGGAUUUAUACUGCAUCACUCACACAUUGUUCCAUUUUAUUAGUUGUUGUGUGAUGCAUCCCCAGUGUUACCACAUCAUUGUCAUCUGGAGGGGGCACAAAAGUGGGACCAAAAAUCCUUGGGACUUUGUAGUAUGAAAAGUUUGGGGGUUCCAGCAGAAAACUGUGGGACAUGCACCAGUUGGAAGCAAUGGCGUACGUUUGACUCAAAACUUUUAUGGUACUGAAAGCAAGGUCACAGAUAACUGCCCCAAUGCCAACCUGAACACAAAUCAUGAUGGAUGUGCAAUGAAAAGGACACCUGGAGGGGCCCUCAGUGAUGGUGUAGUCAUGAUUUUAGGAUUGGGUGUGGAUGUGGGAAGUCCAGGUUCAAAGCAGCACUCAAUUAUGAAGCUCUUUUUGGUAGCCUUCGCCAAGUGCCUACCUUGGCCUCACAAUCUCACCUAUCUGUUUUUGAGGAGGAACAGAUGUUGUUUGGAGCUCCUUGGGGAAAGGGGCAGGAUACAAAUGUAACUAAUAAUAAUUGACACUAAUGCUAGCUAAUACAUUAUUUAGGGUGUUUUAAAAACGUUUUUGCAGAGAUGGCUGCCGCUACUGUAUAGUGGCUGUGAGCUAUGCACAAGAGAUCUGUCUUCACCGCAAACUUAAAAGGGUUUAAACUCUUAGGAAUUGCCCCCCCAAUGAAUUGAUUUAUAACUCACCAAAUGUAGGAUACGAUGCCAUGCAUAACGCUGCUAUGGUUCUCCAGCAGAAUUCUCACCACAAUUAUAAUUCCCAGAGCACUUUGUGCGAAGUCAUAUGAUGCCCCCCCAUGGAGCUUCCCCACCCCCCAGACAUGAUGCUACCUUGGAAGGGGGAGAGGAUUUGCUGCCCUCCAAAAAAAAUUGGGGCUCUACCUCCUACCAGCCUCAGCCACUCAGGGAUGAAAGCAGUGGUGGUCUGACACCAUCUUGAAGGCCACAGGUUCCCCACUUCUGCUUUGGGGAUAAAUAAAGGUUAUGUGCUGUUUGUAUUUGUGCAACAAGUACUAGUCAACAGGUGGCUCUUUCUCCAUUAUUUUUAUCUCCAUGGCAAGAAAACUUGACCUGUUGAUGCAAGAUUGCUUUGAGACUCUUGAAAGGAUGCUUGUCAAAGGUGGUGAAUCUAAGGAAGACUAUGGGCCAAAGUUAGAGGCAGAUGAAAUGACUGGGUUUCCACAAUACAAUUUCGUUAAAUAAAUCCAGACCCAUCCAAAGCAAUGUAGUGGGACCAUCUCUGAAGUUGUUUCCAGUGAGUUGUAGUAGUGUUUGCUUUACACUGGGGAGACCCACCCACAGCCACAGAGUUUAUUAGGUGGCCUUGAAUCAGUCGUUGUGGCUCAGUCUAACCUACCUCACAGGGUUGUUGUGAAUGUAAAAAGUAGGAGCUAUGUAUGCUGCUGCAAGCUGUUCGGAGGAAGGGCAGGGUAAAUAAUAAAUAAUCAUUGAUGUCUUGGUGAUUAGAACCAAAUUCAUGUAGCCUCUUCAAUAAAAGACUAUGAUGACAGUUCGGGAUAGAAGGGCUUGCAUUUGUAAAAUCUCUGUGACUCUGUUGAAGUUUAUCUGCAAACAAACAAAAUCCCUUCACUUCUGCAGUCUUGGUCACUGUAAAUACAUUAUGCAAGAAAAUGAGUCACUGCAAGUAGAAUAAACUAAAUAAUGAAAACAAAUGAUAUGCUAUUAUUCUUAAUAUAUUCAGAAUACAUAUUAUUCAUUUUCUGAUUAUCAAUUUUCAAAAUUUAAUGCAGAAACGGAAAUAUACACCCCCACCUGCAGUGAUACCACUGUCCACACCAUAUAUUUAAAGCAUAUGAUUUUUCAAAAGAAUCCCAGAAAUGUGCGCAGCAAACACACAUCUGGAUCCCCAACGAGGAGAUACUGAGAAAGAGCACUGGGUGGGGAAAGGGUUAAACAUCCAUCUAUUUCUCUGCUGAGAGCCAAUCCUUUCUGGAGCUGCUUUUUUUCUUAAAAGAAGUUGAUUUAGGGAGUUAAUAUAUGCAUUUGCAUAACAGGCAGUUUCUCCCUACCGCCUUUUACAGUUCAGUCAACAUUAGCAAUUUCCUUCAAUAGCAACUGUGCCAGCAAGUAGGCAGCAGGCAGAGUCUGUGAUAAGCAAGGAGUGUAUUUGUAAAAGAAAGGCCUUGCAAGGGGAGCAAAAUGGAAGAUCCCAUGUAUUUAGAAUGCACGGGAUGUUGCUGCAUGGCCUGAAAUAAGCUGCAGGCUUUGGAAAUUGGCAAGCUGGAAUCACAGACUGAAUAUUUGAACUUGUGGCUUUUGUUAUUGCCAUCACUUCAUUGAGCAAUGUCAAGUUCACAAGGCAGUAAACACUCAGGGAUUUAUAAAGGAAAUCACUUUUAAAAAUGACUUGCAUGAAUUCGUGGAAGAUUUCUGGAGACACUUGGUCAAUUAAAACGUUUAGCUCUUUCUAGGCAGCUCUGCUGCACUACAGCUUGGUAGGUUUGCCAUACAUAGUUCACCACUGACACCUGGUGUUUAGCUUGGUUCAUUGCAAGUGGCUUCAGUUUCUUACUGCAAUCUUAUGACCUGAUGCGAGUCAGUAAGGCAGAGGUACCUAAUGUAGUGUCUUCUAUAUGUUGAAGGCUCUAACCAUCAACAGUCCAGGUUGAUGGGAGUUGUAGACCACAACAUCUGAAGGGCAUCACAUGGUCUUCCCUGUGCACUAAAGCAGUAACUCACUGCAGUAUGAAUUAGCCAUGUUCAUGUGUUGCAGCAAAAGCAAUACAGUAGUCUUGUGGCCCCUGAAUGACUAACACAGUUACUAUGGCAUAAGCUUUCGUGGACCAGAGUCCACUUCACUAUAUACACUUGUAAAUAAUGAGAUCUAAUGGCAACGACGUGCCAAUAGUACACUCUGUGAAAAUUCAACUGAAGCUUAAAAUUGUAUGCAAAAUAAACCCAGUGACUAUUCACAACAGCAGUAAUUGGUGAUACCUUAAUUAUUGUUAAAUUAAUUAAUGUCUGUAGUGGGACAAGGACCCAUAGUCUCUACUUAUGCUCAGAACUGAUAUAAUCAAACUUCUUAUUCAGUUCUAAUUCAGUAGUUUCAUACCGGCGUCUUCUUUUAAACUUGCUGUGUAAUUGAGUUUCAGGUCAGUCUCUAUGCAAUGAUGAUGAUGAUGAUGAUCACAUAUCUGACAUCAGGAAUGGCAACGUUCAGAAACUCGUGAGAGAACAUUUCAGUCUCCCAGGACUCUCUCCUAAUGCUGACUUGAACAUUGCUAUUCUCCAACAAAGGAAGGAUGAUUAGGUUAUCACAAAUUACCACUGUUGUAACUGAUUCCAUUGUUUUUUGUGCAUACAUUUAAACUUUAAUUGUACUGUCACAAGCUGUACGUUUGGCAUUUCAUGGUCAUGGGACUCCAUUGGUCCCCCCCCAUCCUUCCUCUACACCAGUGGUUCUCAAAGUUGUGGCAGGAGAGGGGGGCAAGUGUGGUGGGAAGAUUCAAGGACAAAGAAACAUUUCAAUAUUUCAGGGUAGUAUAGUGUCAAAACAUUUUUUAAAAUAUUUGCAGGAAAUGGAUAGGUAUCGUUUCAAAAUGAGAGCAGGAGCAUCAAGUGAUACUGAGAACAAUCCUGGUUGUGUUUUCCAAUCUAUUUCUUAUCAGUAAAAAAAAGAAAAAUCAGUGUAGCACAAGCAAUUUUUUAUUCUGUAAGUGUGGCCCAGAGAAAAAAGUUUGAGAGACACUGCUCUACAACCAUGUGUAUAUAACCAUGUCCACUGACAAAUCAAAGAAAUGCACCUGAUGAAGGGUACCCAUGAAAGUACUAUAGCAGAAUAACUUUAGCAUAUAGAAUGUAACUAUAGUCACGUCAAGCUUGAGCCAUAUGUCUACAGCUUCUGCACACCUGAAAGAAUUGCUUAGUGACACUGCUUUUGGAUUCCCUCUGUAGAGGCCACCUUCUCUCAAUCACCUAUUCCAGAAUACAGAGGCACCAGCAGGGCUGCUCCAGAGCAUGCUGCUUUAUUUUUGCAAUGUUACUGGUACUAGUGAUGUGCAGGAUCUAUUCUGUAGUAAUGAAACCAGUGGAAUUUGCUGCCAAGGAGUGUGGUGGAGUCUCCUUCUUUGGAGGUCUGUAAGCAGAGGCUUGACAACCAUAUGUCAGGAGUGCUCUGAUGGUGUUUCCUGCUUGGCAGGGGGUUGGACUCGAUGGCCCUUGUGGUCUCUUCCAACUCUAUGAUUCUAUGAUUCUAUGAAACCUGAAUUCUAGCUGCAGUGGCUAUAGGUUAAACUGCGUGGGAUCUGCAUAAGACCUCCAUUAGCCUAACCCUAUUAAUAUUAAUAUACUUACAGCUUCUUGCUGCAGUGGAAUCCUCUGCCAGAUUUCACUAGGAGGGAUGGGACGCACACACACAUAUACAAUUGACUACUGACAGCUCCCAUAAAUACCCAUGAUCCAGUUGAAAUAGGAGUGCAUGACAGGGUUACCACCCCUACUCUGAACUGUAUAUUGCCCUUUCCAUAACGUGCUUUGCUCAGAAGGAGCGUUGGAAAUUAACCUGGCUGCAGUCACAAAGGAAGCACAUAACAGUGCUGAACCUGGUGAAGUCUUAACUUAGAAGGCCAUAGAUUUUUGCCAUUAGCUGUUAAAGAAAUGAAACGUCUUAACUAUGCACAAAUUGUUUCCUCCAGUGCAUGACACACAGCCCAUGUCAACAGUUAAUGCCCCAGUCAUCUCCACUCCAUCUUCCCCUCCCCAUUAUUUGCAUCUCAAUUUUUGCGACCAAUGGACAUAGUUUCCUAGAGGAAGCAGCUAUACACAUAAUGCUAUACUGCUCUGUGCUCGCAAGGAAAAGCCAAUUAGCACCUACCUGUCAUAUCCACCCCCACCCCACCCCACCCCGCUGCUGACUCACCUGCUCCCCUCAUCACAUUUGCAGUGCUAUUGUUCACCCUGCUGGAAGAAGUAUAUCAGUAGUACUGUCCCGAUCCUUUAAAGGUAAAGGAGAUAGUUAGGAGUCCCAGGCAGAGGAAAUAAAUGCAUAUGAUGCAGUAGGAACAAAUACUAGAUGUUUCCACUCACAUUCUUUGAAGCACCAGAAAUCACUGGGCAGGCUGUGGCUCUUGCUGUAGCCCGAUUACUUGGCUUCCAUUUUGGACAUGUCGCCCAAUGGUUGUUGUUGUUCUUUUUUCCAGGUUCGGGAUAAAAAACUCCUCAAUGACCUGAAUGGUGCUGUCGAAGACGCCAAGACUGCCCGUCUUUUUAACAUUACCAGCUCAGCACUGGCCACUUUCUGCAUCAUCCUUGUCUUCAUCUUUCUGCGAUACCCACUCACCAACUACUAG
This is a messenger RNA of Podarcis lilfordi (Lilford's wall lizard), 22029 nucleotides long. Lineage: Eukaryota; Metazoa; Chordata; Lepidosauria; Squamata; Lacertidae. The record is from the annotation of a GenBank genome assembly.